This is a messenger RNA of Aspergillus terreus NIH2624, 1419 nucleotides long. Its product is annotated as CDC73 C-terminal domain-containing protein. NCBI's taxonomy places the organism in Eukaryota, Fungi, Ascomycota, Eurotiomycetes, Eurotiales, Aspergillaceae. Gene Ontology annotation, cellular component: Cdc73/Paf1 complex. The coding region runs from base 1 to 1419 and encodes 472 amino acids. The record is from RefSeq and is a predicted model, not a curated record. Gene Ontology annotation, molecular function: RNA polymerase II complex binding. Gene Ontology annotation, biological process: positive regulation of transcription elongation by RNA polymerase II; transcription elongation by RNA polymerase II. The transcript is spliced from 2 exons.
AUGGCCACCGAUCCCUCCCUCCAGGAUCCUCUCCUCGCCCUGCGUCGCGCUAUCGCAACGGGCAGUCUUCCUACCCCGACCACCUCCUCCGAUCUCUCCGACCAAAACGCGACCGAAGACCUCGCCAAAGCCACGCAUCUCUACUUCCGUGAUCCUCUCCCGCAGUCCAUUCCUCUGACGGCACCGACGCGGUUCGUCUCCGCCUCCUCAGACUCCGCGGUCGACCUCCGCAGUAUCUUCUUCGCUUGGCAGAAGAAAGAUGUCGCCAUUCCCGAGUACAUCGCCUCCGCACAGGAGCUGAACGAGUCGCUGAAGCAGAAGGAGCGCAAAGAAGGCGAGGAGGAGGAAAAGGUGCAGAAUCUCGUCUUCGUCGAGCGUCUCGACCUCAUCACCUGGCUCGAGGGCGCCUCCGAUGAGAGCGAGUACAUCAAGCCGUUAGAGGGCGCCGCAGCCGCCGCAGCGGCUGCCGCGAACGCGGCCGCCCAAGCUCAGGCCUCUGCGAACAUCGCCUCCGGCGCGGCGGGAGGUGUCUCUGCAGUGCCCAGCGGCGCGCCUGGGGCCGCUGCGCCGGCCGCAGGAGCUCAGCAAGGCCGUGCGGCGAAGGUGAUUGACCCCCGACUGCAGGAAAUCUACAACGGCGAACGCAAGAUGGGCGAUCGGAAUACCGUCCUACACGGCAUCAAACUGACGGACUUCUCGCACGUCCGUAAAACAGCAGAGACCUUCUUGGGACGCAACCGGUCCCGGCCGGGCCCGUACCCAGCCGGCGGCAAACCAGGCACCAAACCGCAGUCGAUGGUGCCCGCGCCGUCGGCAGGGCUGUCGCAGCCACGCAAAAGUUCCUCCAAGACGCAGGACCCCAUCAUCCUGCUGUCGCCGUCCGCGUCGUCGCUCAUCCGCAUGUCCAACGUGCGCUCGUUCCUCCAGGACGGCGUCUUCGUGCCCCCAGACCACCCCACCCUCGCCACCCCGGGCUCCAACAUCCUGUACAUCUCGCGCCCGCUGCGCUCCGCCGACCCGUCGAACCCGUCCGCCCGCCCCAUCGGCUCGCAGGGCUCGUCCCGCAAACCCACGCGCUUCAUCCUCGUCGACAGCACGGCCAACUUCCGCCCGGACUACUGGAACCGGCUCGUCGCCGUCUUCACCACCGGCCAGACCUGGCAGUUCAAGUCGUACAAGUGGUCCUCGCCGCCCGAGCUGUUCAAGCAUGCCAGCGGCAUCUACGUCGGCUGGCGCGGCGAGGAUGUGCCGCGCGAAGUCCGCGGCUGGGGCCGCGGUGUGCAGAGCUUUGCCGUCGAGCGAUGGGACGACAAGGGCGGCGUGCAUGGCGCGGGCCGCUGGCGGGACCGGGAGGUGGUCGAAGGCAUCUGGACGGCCAUCGAGGAGGGCAUGAGAUUGCGCGGAUGGGGUGCGAAAUGA